Molecule: messenger RNA, 1438 nt
Organism: Paramecium primaurelia
Lineage: Eukaryota; Ciliophora; Oligohymenophorea; Peniculida; Parameciidae
Source: the annotation of a GenBank genome assembly
AAAAACAUGAAAGUUGAGACAUUUUUAUACAUUCUGUUAAUUUUAGGUUAUUUUGGAGUGAGUGGUUAAACAAAUUAACCUGGAGGAGUAACGACAACAUUAUAAACAGACAAUUAACCUUUAUAUCUUUGUGACACAGGUAAUAGUAAAGAAUAUACAAUAGGCUUUUUUUUCAAUGAUUAGAUUUGUAUGGCUUGCUUAACAGUAACAGGAGGAAAGUGUACUUGUAAAACAUAUAAUGGAUGUGAUACUCUUACUUGCAAUGAUGGUUAUUAUUAAGUUGGAUAGUAUAUUUAAUUUAAUAUAAUAUAGAUCAUGCAUUACAAUUCCAGAUAGUAAUUGUUUUAGAGGUGGUUUAGCAGCAGAUGGAACAAGCAUAGUAUGUUACUAAUGUGUUGCUAAUUCUGGUACAACAUUAAUAGGUAUAGUUUAUAUUUUAUAUAAUAGGUGGAAUAUGUGUUACUAAUAAUAAUUGCUUAACAUUUGAUUUAAAUACUGGUGUAUGUACUAAAUGUGCUAAUGGAUACUAUAAUGUAAUGGCUGAAUUUACACCCAGUGAAUAUUUUGAUACAACAGAAUCUACUUGGACUUCAACUAAUUAUCCUCUCUAUUUCUAAAAUAUUAAUUAAUGUAAAACUUGUAAUGCUGAUGCUUCAUGUAAAAGUUGUAAUUUCCUGUAAUUAUAUAAAUAAUUAAUUAUUAUAGUAAAUAAUGUACAGAAUGCAUAGAUGGUUAUUAUUUGACUGGAACUACAUGUACUUAAUGUAUAUCUGGAUGUUAAAAAUGUAGUGAUACUUCAACUUGUUCAGUAUGUUUGACAAAUUAUAAUUUAACUAAUUCUAAUACCUGUUUAUCAUGUAGUACUACCUAAUACUUUGAUACAUAAAAUAAAACAUGUGGAGAAUGUAAUACAAUUAACAACUGUUUAACAUGUAGUAAUUCUACUACAUGUACUAAAUGUUCUGAUGGUAAUUAUGCAGUCAAUGGAUCAUGUGUAACAUGUACAGGAUUUCCAUCAACUUGUUCUGCUUGUGAUGCUAAUAGCAAUUGUAUAAGUUGUACUUCAGUUACACCUAUGUCAAUUUUAUAAGGUGGUACAUGUAGAUAAUGUCCUUCUAAUUGUUAAUCUACUUCAAAUUGUUCAUAUAAUACACAAAAUAAUACUGCCUCAUGUUCUUUAUGUUAAGAUCUUUACUAUGUAACAUCAUAAGGAUAAUGUGCUAAAUGUGAUUCAGCUGGUGAACCCAAUGCUUUAAGAUGUCAUUAUGAUGCAAAUGUUUCUGGUAACAUUGUAUAUACAUAAUGCAAAACCUUAUACUUCUUAGCUAAUAACAAAUGUACUUAAGCUUAAUCUAAUAACACUUGUGCUAAAUUACUAGUUCCAACAGAUCAAACUGCUAUCAAUAAUUAAAGUUGUGCUGAAUGCUGGCCUGGAUNA